Molecule: messenger RNA, 597 nt
Organism: Brassica oleracea var. oleracea
Lineage: Eukaryota; Viridiplantae; Streptophyta; Magnoliopsida; Brassicales; Brassicaceae
Product: protein EPIDERMAL PATTERNING FACTOR 1
Exons: 3
Coding region: 165-488 (107 amino acids)
Biological process (GO): guard cell differentiation; stomatal complex development
Source: RefSeq, a predicted model, not a curated record
AGAGGAAGCUCAUGACAUUCACCAAAGCAGCACGAAUGAAGUUCAUCAAGUUUUUAAUUAGGCUUCGCUUCUUGUGAUUCCUCGAAAAUUUAUAUCAUUUCAUACGUUCAUUCUUGUUUUCAUGUGACUUUCCUCUUCUCUACCAUCACAAGAGUACGUAUAUCAUGAAGUCAUUUCUUCUCCUUGUCCUAUUCCUCUCUUUCUUUGUCGGCUCUAUCUUCGCUAGUAGGAAUUUUCCGACGCACCCCUAUCCAAGUCAUAAUCAUCAUCAUGUCGGAAUGAUGGGUAGGAAAAUGAAGCGUCAGAGGAGGCCGGACACGGUGCAGGUGGCAGGGUCUAGGCUGCCGGACUGCUCACACGCGUGUGGCUCAUGCUCCCCAUGCCGUCUUGUGAUGGUUAGCUUCGUGUGUGCAUCGCUAGAGGAGGCUGAGACUUGUCCCAUGGCUUAUAAGUGCAUGUGCAAGAACAAAUCCUACCCCGUCCCAUGAUGAAUUAGCCUCUCUCACACUUAACUCUAUGCAUUCAGACGUUUUGUUUCUUUCCUUUUGCUUCUUCGGAUAAAUGACCAUGUGUAUGUAUAAAAUGCAUCUUUUCCUU